This is a messenger RNA of Panicum virgatum (switchgrass), 1283 nucleotides long. RefSeq names its product bax inhibitor 1. Lineage: Eukaryota; Viridiplantae; Streptophyta; Magnoliopsida; Poales; Poaceae. Gene Ontology annotation, cellular component: membrane. The transcript has 6 exons. Gene Ontology annotation, biological process: negative regulation of apoptotic process. The record is from RefSeq and is a predicted model, not a curated record. The coding region runs from base 196 to 951 and encodes 251 amino acids.
AUUCCGAAACCCACGAACACCUCGUGACCCGACCCGACACGACGCGACUCGAACCGACCAAAAAAGGCAGCGGCCGGGCUGCACGGGUCAGGCAGAGGCUUUGCGUGCGAGGCGAGGCGAGGCGAGGCGAGGCCCCGAUCCGAUUCGUUUCGCGUGAAGAGAGGGGGAGCAUCGGCGGAGCAAGAAGGGCUCGAGAUGGACGCCUUCUACUCGACCUCGUCGGUGGCGUACGGCGCGGCGCCCGGCGCCGGCUGGGGCUACGAAUCGCUCAAGAACUUCCGCCAGAUCACCCCCGCCGUCCAGACCCACCUCAAGCUCGUUUACCUCACCCUCUGCGUGGCGCUGGCCUCGUCGGCGGUGGGCGCUUACCUGCACGUCGUCUGGAACAUUGGCGGGAUGCUGACCAUGCUCGGCUGCGUCGGCAGCAUCGCCUGGCUCUUCUCGGUGCCUGUCUACGAGGAGAGGAAGAGGUAUGGACUGCUGAUGGCGGCUGCCCUACUGGAAGGGGCGUCGGUUGGACCUCUGAUAAAGCUCGCCGUAGACUUUGACCCAAGCAUCCUGGUGACAGCAUUUGUUGGGACUGCUAUUGCCUUCGCGUGCUUCUCCUGCGCAGCCAUCGUGGCCAAGCGCCGGGAGUACCUCUACCUUGGUGGGCUGCUCUCUUCUGGCCUCUCCAUUCUGCUCUGGCUGCAAUUCGCCGCCUCCAUCUUUGGCCACUCCACUGGCAGCUUCAUGUUUGAGGUUUACUUUGGGCUGCUGAUCUUCCUGGGCUACAUGGUGUACGACACGCAGGAGAUCAUCGAGCGGGCGCACCAUGGUGACAUGGACUACAUCAAGCACGCCCUGACCCUCUUCACCGACUUCGUCGCUGUCCUCGUCCGCAUCCUCGUCAUCAUGCUAAAGAACGCAGCUGACAAGUCGGAGGACAAGAAGAGGAAGAAGAGGUCGUGAGCGCUAGCUGGCUCCCCGUGUGCUUGGCCUGACAAGCCACUGCUACCUGCUUACUAGUAUCACUUCUACUACUACUAGUAGUCUACUACAUGGGCGUUGAGGAUGGAACGGAGCUGCCACACAACUGGGUGCUGUGGUGGUGGAAACACAGUGUUCAUUGUUUGCUCUCUUAGUUUGUUAGUUCUUUUGUGAAUUUCGUGCGGAGUUUGCUGAAGCUUUUGCAUAUAUGGGUGCGCUGCAAACGGCUCGGAUGUUGUCUUUGUCUGAACCUUCAAACAAACUCUUAAGAAACUGCAAUGUAAAUGUUGACGUUGCACAUACAGUUCCGCCGA